This is a messenger RNA of Callorhinchus milii (elephant shark), 2659 nucleotides long. Its product is annotated as glucoamylase S2-like. The transcript has 4 exons. Lineage: Eukaryota; Metazoa; Chordata; Chondrichthyes; Chimaeriformes; Callorhinchidae. The record is from RefSeq and is a predicted model, not a curated record. The coding region runs from base 352 to 1293 and encodes 313 amino acids.
CACUUCCGCAAUUACAGAAAAAAAACCAUAUUCCAGCUUCAGACCCCCGAGAGCACACACAGAGAUAUCCCCUCACCCCCACACCGUGUGAGCAGACAGACCAGAGUGGGUGGGGGUCCUUGACAGGUCUCACGCACUCCUUCAGUGCAGUUGAGUCUGUGUGAGUCUUAUUUCGGAACAGAAACUUGGAUCAGUCAGUGAGUUCACACAGACAGUCAGUGCUCACUCACAUGGGGUUGGUUUCUCAUGUUCUCACGUUAAUCUUAGCCCUGGGAGAGGUGGUGUGUGUGUGUGUGUCUGUGUCUGUGUGUGGGGGGAAUAUACCACGAAAGGUUGAACCGUCUUGGAAAAAUGUGGCUGAAAUUCGUGCUGAUCUCACUGUCCCAUUUGAGUAUUGCUCGAGUAUCUAAUGGAAAUGAGAAAACUGAGCCAGCAAGUUUUACAACAAGCCAGACUGCAUAUUUGCCAGGAAACUCAUCUGGCCAUUUUAGGCUGAACACAUCAUCAGCAUCGGCGAUUCCCACAAACACACAGAACACAACAAACAGCCAGAAAGAAACCGAAGCCUCUUCACUCUCCUCCAGCAAUCAGAGUGUGUCUACAAACACAACUCAUACAAUGCCACCCAACAGCAAAACUGUAUUUGCAACCACAACUGAUAUAAUUCUGUCCAACAACAAAACUGUGUUUGCAAACACAAGUCAACUGGCAACCACAGUCCUACCAACCCUUCCAAUGAACACAACUAUAGGCAACCCAGCUUCCAAUAGCACAACAGUGGUGACCACUUCAGCGCCUAAUGUAACUUUCAAUGGUACAGUCAUGGUGACCAGUUAUGCUCCUAACAUGACUAAUAGAUUUGAUAACUCAUCUCACAUUGAUAUUACAACUGACAUACUGACAAAUGGCUCAGCUAUGACAACUCCUUCUCAAGUCUCUGACACUCACAGUCCUUCAACAAGCCUGGCACCAACCACAGCCUCUUUCAAUGACAGCAAGGUCACUACAGGACAAAAGGCUUUAGCUCCCCUUACAACAUCAGUCAUUUCAAUCCUAAUCUCAGUGCCCACCAGACUUCCAACCAACUCUACAGGAAAAGAUGUUAAAACCUUGACUGAAACUAAAACAGGGUCCGUAUUGAUAGUCGUGUUGAUUUUGGUGUGUAUUGCUGCGGUGUUGCUGAUACUGGUGCUGUAUUGGAAGAAAAGGAGAGUUAUGUACAGCCGCCUGAAUGAUAACAAUAUCACUCGAUCUUGGAGCAGCUACAACAACCCUGUGUUUGAAGAUUCAUGACAACGCAAUACUUUAGCUUAAAAGAAAAAUUGUUGCUAAAGGAUAUUAAGCAGCAAAUGUAAAUAUCGUCGAUUUCUUGUAAGGCUCUGGAAGAACUACCUUCUCUACAGUUUCAGGACUGAUUUGAAAUUGAUUGUUUCUGCAAUGGCUCAGUGGUUAAGGCCGCACCAACUACAACAACAAAUUACACUUGUAUAGUCGCCUUCACGUUGGAAAGACAUCCCAGAGCGUUGGGACUAGUCUAUGUUUUGCAGAACAAAUGUUCAUUGUGUUGAGUUGGUUGAUGUCAGCCUGGGCCAUUAUUGUGGAACUACAGUUAGUCUAAAGGGUGUAAGGGGGUUAUUUAAAAAUGAGAAAAAAUCAGCCAGGGCACUUGCUCCUAACAACUAUUGAGUGAUGCCUGUUGCAAAGUACAGAUUUAAAAGUAAAGGUGGAAUUGAGUCAGCCCUUUGCACUGGCCUCAGUUGCCCAUAUUUCUGAACCAGGCGGGUCCUAUGGGGUGAUGUUUGUCUCUUCCCACUCCACUACACGUUGCCUCCACUCGGCUGGCUCUGGCCUCCUGCUUGUCCCUCAUGCCCUCUCCUCCACCAUCAGCGGCCGUGCUUUCAGCCACUACGCCCCGAAGCUUUAGAACUCUCUCCCUCAAUCUCUCCGCCUUGUUGUGGUUGUCUGGUUUAACAAAGAGCGCUUCCCAAUGGGAUUUUCCUACAGUAAACAUACAGUGCAGUUAGUGGCAAAAGGAAUUGCUUAAAUUUGUUUGAAUUUCUUGGAACGUUUGGCACAGUAUUUGAAUCAACGGCGUGGAGUAUAGUUGACCAAGCUAUCAGAUUGCAGUGGGUGAUCCUGUUGCGUAGCAACCGUAACCUGAGCCGAUGUUUUAUAUAUGAAUCAUGCGGCCUUGUUAUUGUAAAUGUAAGCUUAUGUUUGUCGAGCUGAUCAAGCCUUAUACAAUUCAAAGCAACAUUCUGUUUUCUGCUGGGUUGGAUACGUGUAAAAGGGUUUCAGCUUUGCUCCGUGAAUCAUCAAAUGUGCCACACCAGCCGGUAUCCCCAGAUUUGACUAAGUACAAACGAAGCUAUAGACAAAUAGUGCUUUUUGUUACUAAAUAGAGAGUAAUAUGAGAUUUGAACACUUUAGAGGAAUGCUGAUAAGAUAAGUGACUGUUUUAAAUCCUUCCAGUUAAUGUACACCAGCCUUAGAUGUACAAUAUUUAUUCUGAAACUCAUAGAUAGUGACUUUGAUUCAGUAAAUUGAAAGCAUAAGAAAAUCCUGAUUUGCUACUGAGGUCCAGUUGUAAUGUCAGAUUUGGCCUCCAGUGCAACAGUAACUUGCAUUUAUACAGCGGCCUUCACGCAAGGUAGUGUCC